CUCUUAUUUACAGAAUAACAGUACGUCUGAUCAUUUCCAAUUCCAUGUAUAUAAGACACUACUCAACAAAAUAAUUACUGAUCCAUUAGGGAUAACUUUAAAUUUGAGAAAUAUUGCAACCUAACAACACAAAAUAUAUAAAAAUGUUACACUACACUACAGUGCUCUGAAAAAUUCUGCCUUUUUCUACUUUAGACAAAAAUAACUGACUUCAUUCAGAUGUCAAUGAUACUAAUGCCAAAGUUGACAAUUCAUGUACUUUCCAACACACAUAAAGUCAUAGUGUUUGAUUAAACCUUUUUAUUGUGAGUAAUAUUUAUUUCAUUGAAAUGUUUAUUGCUUAUUUUCCAUGAUUGACUCCAUAUCAAUACUGUUGCAUGUGGUUAGCUGGAAGUAGAGUCAUUUCAAAGCAAGUGUUAGUUUUUCUGGCCACUUACUAAAAUUUGUAAUCAAACUGUACAUAUUUACGUGAAGAGAAAAAUGUUGCUGUAAACAACUGUGAUCAGAUAAAUCUUUCUUACUUCUGCACUGCAACUUUUUCUUAAAAUGUCGACAUAACAUCCAGUUGCUGCAAAUUUUUUGUGUAUAUCCUUAACUCCUUAAGAUCAAAAUUAUUAUCAAAACUAUCCCCUUCUUAGUGUAAGUAUAAAAUCAAAUCAUUUACCUGCAUUUUUUUCAAAGGAGAUCAAGGAAGGAUGAUCGCGGAUACCAAAAACAUUAAAAAGCGUAAGAAUGGUCGCGUAAUCUCAAAACGAUAUAAUCAAAUCAUUUACCUACAUUUUAUUCAAAGGAGAUCAAGGAAUGAUGAUCGCGGAUACCAAAAACAUUAAAAAGCGUAAGAAUGGUCGCGUAAUCUCAAAACAAUAAAAAUUGUGAUAUAUUCCCAAAGGGUUUUUAAAGUUUGUUAAAUUACGAUUAAGUCUGAAAAAUACAUACAGCCCUUUUAAUUCCGUGUACGAGUAUAUAUGUUACUAUUUUUUUUUGAGCAUAUUUUCUUCGACAUUGGACUGAUUUGGAUUCAACAUACUUCGUUUUAUGCCUUUAAAAAAUCAGAAUUAAAAUAUUAUAUAAACAUUUUGCAAAAAAAGUUCUAAUUCGCACAGCAUAAAUUAUCUGAAAAAAAAAUAUUCACAAAUAAUAGACAAUGUCAACGCAUCCUAUUGUUUACAAAUGAACUAUUAUGAAUAAGUCUUGGAAAAGUAUGCUAAAAAAUCGGCACAUCAAAGAAGGAUUUAUUUUGAAACAACAGAACAGAACAAAGGAUUCUAAUAUAUCAGAACAACGUUGAAGGAAUGAUUUAAAAGUUUGCUUGUUCAUUAUAUGGAUCUUGAGGAUUUAGGCUUCUACAGAACAUGAACAAAAACUUUCGUCAAUCUCAUUUACUCAAAAUAAAUAUGAAAAAGUUGUUGUUUUUACUCUGAGAGUUUUAUAUAGGUAACAUAAGACGUAAAAUUAACACAUUAUUAUAAUACGAUAUUCUGAAAUGGUUAAAAUACGAAUUACAGUUAGUUAACCCUAGAUUCGUACUUAAAAUAGAAUUAUAUUAAUUAACAGUAUCCUGGGGAACAGCUACCUUCAAUAAAAAAAAUCCCGAGGUAUCCGCGAGUCUUCCUGGCCUCGGCAAAUACACCGAAGUACAAAACAAUCCAAAUUCGCAAAAAAGCUAGGAAUGAUUUUAAUUAUUUGCUUUUAUUUGUAGCCCAGGGUACGCUUCUAGGACUACAGAAAAAUCUAGGAAUGAGAUUCUUUGGACUUAAUCGAAUUCGUACGAUGCGCCGAUAUGCAAAUGAUCGCUAAAAUGCUUUUCUUGAUCAAUCAUAUUCGUUUUUCGCUAUAUCUGCUAAUGAAUGAUACUUUAUGACGUUUAUAUACCACAGCGUUAGCUUUGAUAGAGAACGUAAAUAAAUUUAUUCAGAAGCCAGAUAAAGACGAACGUAAAUAAAUCUAUUCAGAAGCCAUAUAAAGACUGAGUAGCCUCCGGGGGCGGAUCUAAGAUGAUGCACCUCGCAAACGGGCUCAGAAAAUUCGUUUCUUAAAGAAUCUUGUCGCUCCUGGCCGCCUUUACCCUCUUCAGUUUUCACCAGGAGCUUGACGCCACGCAUUGAUAAGGGUUAUCUAUAUCGUGUGGAUUCCCUCGCACUGCAGAUCCAGCAAUUACUCGGAUGCAGUCCUGCAUAAAAGUAAUAAGUGGAAGACAUUUACUCAAAAAGAUACGGAAAUUUAUAUUUGUACCAUUGGAAAAUGGUUGACUAACAUGAUUCGGACAGUAAGAAGAAAAGGGCUAAUGCAAGCGGAACAUACGAGUAACUCUCGGAAAAUCGACGUCAAAUGCCGUCUUUCUUUUAAACGAGUGCUUGUUAGAUUUUGAUGUACUGAUAUCACACCGUCUUUGCGGCAUGAAAAGCUUUCUGGAGAGUAUGUAUCUUACUCAGAAGAUGGCGAGGUAGGGGUAUCAUAGGUUGCGUUAAUAAUUCUGUAUAUUUGUUUGUAUCUGGCAGGCACCACCCGCCACAGUAUCGGUGGUUCCGCAGGUACCGUAUAGGCCGUCGGCUUCCUGCGCGUAUUUCCAGCUUGUGAACAGGAUUCAGGGAGCGGGUGGAGUCCCUCAGGAGACCGUUGCUUCACAACUCACUCAAGAGCAGCUGCAGUACUAUCUGUACUACUAUUCGCAGCAGUAUCAUGAAUACUACAAGCAGAUGGGGCUGUAUCAACAGGGACUGGCCAGUAAUCCAGGACAAUUUAUACCUCCAGCCGACUUUCAGAGCCUGGAUCCGAAUAUCCAGGCAUACAUUCAACAUGUGACAUACAACCAGUACAUGCAGCAGUUUCAACAGCAAGCUUCCAACAAUUCUUACGCGCAGAUCGUUUCGAAUGUAAAUAAAGACAAUCCCUAUGCUGCGAAUGUGCCGCAGAUCCCUCAAAGUGUACAACAAAAGCAACCAGAAAAGGAACCCGUUGCAGAAAAACCAAAACAAGCGAUGAAAAAAUCACUACAUUGUCUUGCCGCAGCUUACGGAUCAGACUCUGAAUCGGAAGAUGAUGAUGAUGAUAAAGAAAACGAUGAAAAUGAAGAAACCUAUAGUCAUCCUACAGGGGAGAUGCAAGUGAUAAUAGACAAGAUGGCGUUAUAUGUAUCGAAAAACGGAGAACAGUUUGAGGAAAUAGUAAAAGCGAAAGCAGAUCCCAGAUUCAACUUUUUGAAUGACGGCCACGAAUUUAACAAAUAUUAUAGGGAGAAGAUUAAGGAAAUGAAAGGUGGGAACGCAGAAAAGAGUGCAAAGAAGGACGAUAGUGAUGAAAAAGAGAAAAAGGAAGAAAGUGAGAAAAGAGUAGUCAAGAAAGAAAAGAAAGUAAUUGCUCCAGUAUGUUUUUCAAUAAAAAAAUCCAAAGACGACACUCCGAAAGAAAUAAAAAGCGCCUUGCCCGUGGAAGAUAGUGACGAAGAAGAGGAGAAUGCCGCUCCUACACCACCUGUUGUUCCUGCACCCGCUUCACUUGUGGCUUCGCUGAAACAAAUUGCUGAGAAUAAGAAGAUCGAAAGACAAACUUUCUUGGAAGCUAAAUCGACAGAGACUAGAAAGUAUGAGAAAUCUGGCACAACGGAGAGUAAACAGUCCGAGUUAAGGGUGGAAAAACCAGCGACCAAACAUUCAGACUUAAAACAGACUAAUGAAAAAGAGAGGGAUGUGGUGGAUCAGAACCAAAAACUGGAUGUUAAGACAACCACUAAGGGUGAAGAAAAUGGAAGUAAUGGAUUGGACAACGAGAAGACAGUAAGAAGCAGAAGUGGCUCUAAGGAAAUGAGUCCGAUAAAGAAUGGCGUUUUGGAUGGGGAUGAUCCGAUUCUUGAACUCAUUGAACUGACAGGAGAGGAUAUUGAGGACAACAGUAAUAAUACAGCCGAAGGAAAACUCAAAAACAAGUUAGCAGCAGCAAAAGAAAGACUAAACGCCGUAUCCCGGUUGCAACUAGAGAGAAAGCGGAAAGCGGCCGCCUUUUUGAAGCUAAAAUCUACAGCUUUGCCACAACAAACACCUUCAGAAAAACAAGGAAGUCCGUUGAGGGGGAGUUCUGCUGAUGUGAUAGAUGAUACUGUGAAAAUAAACAGAGUCGAGAAGCAGGAGAGCGAUUCUGGAACUAGCAGAAGUAAAUCAAAAUCGCCUUUGAAGAUGGAAAUGGAAGCAAGAAUAAGUAUAUCAGAUGAUUCAGAGGUAGAGAGGGAGAGAAGGAGAGAAAAGAGGAAGCAUAAAUUGAGGGAGAGAUCGAGAACUAGGGAUAGGGAUAAAGUAAAAAAGAAAAAGAGGGAGAGACGAAAGAAAAGUCAUAAAAGAAAACAUUCCAAGAGCAAACACGACAAAAGCAAAAAGAAGCUGAUGAAAUCCCACAGAAUGUCUAACUCUGUAGAAAAUUCGUGUAGUUCAGAGAGUUCGUGAUCCAGACCGUAAUUGUCUUAAAUGCUAAAAUGAUUAUAUUAAUGAAUUUGUAAUGUUUUUCAUAUUGUACAAAAGGCAUGUAAAUAAAUAUUGAUUAUUUGUAUAAUAUA
Acanthoscelides obtectus is the source of this 4543-nucleotide messenger RNA. The record is from the annotation of a GenBank genome assembly. NCBI's taxonomy places the organism in Eukaryota, Metazoa, Arthropoda, Insecta, Coleoptera, Chrysomelidae.